Messenger RNA from Eptesicus fuscus (big brown bat), 1243 nucleotides. RefSeq names its product SIX homeobox 2 (gene SIX2). Lineage: Eukaryota; Metazoa; Chordata; Mammalia; Chiroptera; Vespertilionidae. Gene Ontology annotation, cellular component: nucleus; transcription regulator complex. The coding region runs from base 76 to 978 and encodes 300 amino acids. The record is from RefSeq and is a predicted model, not a curated record. Gene Ontology annotation, biological process: kidney development; regulation of transcription by RNA polymerase II. The transcript is spliced from 2 exons. Gene Ontology annotation, molecular function: DNA-binding transcription factor activity, RNA polymerase II-specific; RNA polymerase II cis-regulatory region sequence-specific DNA binding.
GGCGGGGAGGCGCCCAUGCCGGACCGCGCAGCGCGGUGAGGGCGCGCGCGGGCGGGCGGGGGCGCAGCCGGCACCAUGUCCAUGCUGCCUACCUUCGGCUUCACGCAGGAGCAAGUGGCGUGCGUGUGCGAGGUGCUGCAACAGGGCGGCAACAUCGAGCGGCUGGGCCGCUUUCUGUGGUCGCUGCCCGCCUGCGAGCACCUCCACAAGAAUGAAAGUGUGCUCAAGGCCAAGGCGGUGGUGGCCUUCCACCGCGGCAACUUCCGCGAGCUCUACAAGAUCCUGGAGAGCCACCAGUUCUCGCCGCACAACCACGCCAAGCUGCAGCAGCUGUGGCUCAAGGCGCACUACAUCGAGGCCGAGAAGCUGCGCGGCCGGCCCCUGGGCGCGGUGGGCAAGUACCGCGUGCGCCGCAAGUUUCCGCUGCCGCGCUCCAUCUGGGACGGCGAGGAGACCAGCUACUGCUUCAAGGAGAAGAGUCGCAGCGUGUUGCGCGAGUGGUACGCGCACAACCCCUACCCCUCGCCGCGGGAGAAGCGGGAGCUGGCGGAGGCCACGGGUCUCACUACCACACAGGUCAGCAACUGGUUCAAGAACCGGCGACAGCGUGACCGGGCAGCCGAGGCCAAGGAAAGGUACGAGGAGAACAGCGAGAACUCCAACUCCAACAGCCACAACCCGCUGGCGGCGUCGCUGAACGGCAGCGGCAAGUCGGUGCUCGGCAGCUCGGAGGACGAGAAGACGCCGUCGGGGACGCCAGACCACUCGUCGUCCAGCCCCGCGCUGCUGCUCAGCCCGCCGCCGCCGCCCGGGCUGCCAUCCCUGCACAGCCUGGGCCACCCUCCGGGCCCCAGCGCCGUGCCCGUGCCGGUGCCCGUGCCAGGCGGAGGCGGCGCGGACCCGCUGCAGCACCACCACGGCCUGCAGGACUCCAUCCUCAACCCCAUGUCAGCCAACCUCGUGGACCUGGGCUCCUAGAGCCGCACCUGCCUCGGUGCGCUGGCCUCCGCGGCUGGCGCCGGGACUGAGAGAGGCCGCGUCGGGAGGGCUUCCGGCGCGGCGGCCCCGCCAGGGACUGAGAGACCCGCAAGCGAGCGGGCAGAACCGCCGGUUGGUGUUGCGGAUGGCCCUCGGGUUUGGCCUUCGUUGGGAAUUUUUUCCCCCCCAACAAGUUGGUUUUGAGAGCCUUCGGAGACCUGGGACCGGGUCUUGAACCAGGGAAGGGAAUAAAUUAUACACAGUU